AUGUCGUCACAUUUAGUUUGGGGAAUUAUCCGAAACAAUAACGCCUUUCUAUUGAAGAAAAGGAACAUUUCCAAACCAUUCAGUACGGAACCCAAUAAGUUGACAAAUCUCAGCUUCUAUAGAUAUAAUGGAAUCAUCUACAAAAAAUCUUCAGGCAUAUUUGAUGAAGCUGACAAGCAUGGUUUUACAGAUGUUUACAAAAAAGCCAGUAAACAGCACAAACCUAAACAAAGCACUGUCAAGAGGACAAUGAAAUCUGGUCCCAGGCGAUCCCUCUACAAGUUGAAGGGUCUUCUGAAAGCUGAUAAGUACCGUACAGAACUUAGCAAGGCUGCAAGCGCAGUAUACUUGGGUCACAGAGGCCCCUUCCUGCCAAGAAGACAAAGGCAAAGAAGGAAUGAAUGA
Messenger RNA from Leptinotarsa decemlineata (Colorado potato beetle), 405 nucleotides. Its product is annotated as large ribosomal subunit protein eL28-like. NCBI's taxonomy places the organism in Eukaryota, Metazoa, Arthropoda, Insecta, Coleoptera, Chrysomelidae. The record is from RefSeq and is a predicted model, not a curated record.